AAAAAAUCAAAAACAUGCCAACGUAAAGUCAACAAACAAACGUUGAAUUUUUCAGAAUUUCUUCCAAGUCCAGCAACGUGGUACGUCUCUUCUGUUCUAGUGUACUUUUCCUUCGUUAUUUUAAACAUUAGAUUAAGUUUUUACUGUUCAAUUAACAGAUUCCACCAUGAGGACGAUCGUAGCAAACCAAACAGUCAAGAUUCCAGACAAUGUUACCGUUUCGGUGAAGAAAAGGAUAGUGACGGUAGUCGGUGAUCGUGGUAAGCUGGAACGUUCGUUUAGACAUCUCGCCGUUGAUAUUUAUCUAGAAUCGCCGAAAGUUUUAAAAGUAGAGAAAUGGUUCGGUACCAAGAAAGAAUUAGCCGCUGUACGAACGGUUUGCACUCAUGUUGAAAACAUGAUCAAAGGAGUUACGAAAGGCUUUUUGUAUAAAAUGCGUGCUGUAUAUGCUCAUUUCCCCAUCAAUUGCGUGACUACCGAAAACAACACCGUUAUCGAAAUCAGAAAUUUCUUAGGCGAGAAAUACAUUCGUAAAGUAAAGAUGUCCCCUGGUGUAACUGUUGUUAAUUCGAAACAAAAAGAUGAAUUGAUCGUCGAAGGAAAUGAUAUUGAAUUAGUAUCUGGUUCCGCUGCCAUGAUCCAGCAAUCGACGACUGUACGUAACAAAGAUAUCCGUAAAUUUUUAGAUGGUUUGUACGUAUCAGAGAAGACUACCGUUGUACAAGAGGAAUAAUGAAAGAAAUACACGUUUUUACUUUAUUAAAUUGUUUAUUUAGUAAUGAG
This is a messenger RNA of Planococcus citri (citrus mealybug), 783 nucleotides long. RefSeq names its product ribosomal protein L9 (gene RpL9). Gene Ontology annotation, molecular function: rRNA binding; structural constituent of ribosome. The transcript has 4 exons. Lineage: Eukaryota; Metazoa; Arthropoda; Insecta; Hemiptera; Pseudococcidae. Gene Ontology annotation, cellular component: cytosolic large ribosomal subunit; ribosome. The coding region runs from base 167 to 733 and encodes 188 amino acids. The record is from RefSeq and is a predicted model, not a curated record. Gene Ontology annotation, biological process: cytoplasmic translation.